AUGUCUGAUACCUAUAGUGGCUGCUGUUACGAUGAUGUACCUCCGAAUCGCGUCGCACAGUGUGAAGAUGGGCAUCUCUUUUGUCUCGAAUGCUCGAGACGUGGAGCUGAGGCAGAGCUCGGAUAUAGGCGCACUGUUCUAAAGUGCAUGACAGACGGAUGUACUGCAGUGUUUACGGAUGCUGAGGCAGUCAAAUUCUUACCUAAGCCUGUACUGCAAGGCCUGUUUAGGGCACGGCAGCAAAAUGAACUGAAAAUGGCUGGACUCGACUCGUUAGUAGAGUGUCCUUUUUGCUCGUAUGCUGCCGUAGUGGAGAAUGAUCAGGAUAAGGAGUUUCGGUGCCAAGCACCACGCUGCCGGAAAGUGUCUUGCCGUCUUUGUAAAGCGCUAACGCAUAUUCCUCAGUCGUGUGAAGAAUACCGUCAGGAACUGGAGAAGAAUAAUGUCCUUUUAGUACAGCAUAAGGUUGAGGAACAAAUGUCUGAGGCGCUCAUCCGCGAGUGCCCACAGUGCAAGUCCAGAUUCUUCAAGACGGAAGGAUGCAACAAAAUGACAUGUCCUGAGUGCGGCACGAAAAUGUGCUACAUUUGCAAGAAGAAAAUCAGGGAUUACAGCCACUUUGAUCAGUCGCCUGCUAGCGAGCCAGCAUCGAGACCCACACGUAAGCAAGGCACAGGAAUACCAGUGUUGACAACUGGUGAAUACGUGCAUGCAUGUCUUUGGAUCGCCUUCGAACCAUCUAAACUAACAAACACCAUUGCUUCCCUGUGUAUUCAGUUUGUCGCCUCUGGGACAACACAGUUGAAAGGAAUACAAACGACGUCAAAGAAGCCGCGCAGAGGAUGUUGCAUGAGCUGCAAGCAGAAACCCCCGACUUGGCGGCUAAAGUUCGCCUAG
This is a messenger RNA of Gamsiella multidivaricata, 897 nucleotides long. RefSeq lists its product as uncharacterized. The record is from RefSeq and is a predicted model, not a curated record. The transcript is spliced from 4 exons. Lineage: Eukaryota; Fungi; Mortierellomycota; Mortierellomycetes; Mortierellales; Mortierellaceae. Gene Ontology annotation, molecular function: zinc ion binding. Bases 1 to 897 code for a protein of 298 amino acids.